This is a messenger RNA of Lolium rigidum, 5229 nucleotides long. RefSeq lists its product as uncharacterized. Gene Ontology annotation, biological process: transcription initiation at RNA polymerase III promoter; 5S class rRNA transcription by RNA polymerase III. Gene Ontology annotation, molecular function: DNA binding. The transcript has 10 exons. Lineage: Eukaryota; Viridiplantae; Streptophyta; Magnoliopsida; Poales; Poaceae. The coding region runs from base 2134 to 5061 and encodes 975 amino acids. The record is from RefSeq and is a predicted model, not a curated record. Gene Ontology annotation, cellular component: transcription factor TFIIIC complex.
AAAUUAGAAUCCGCAAUGCCAACUUCAUAUCAUGUUAUGCAUACGUGGGAUGUCAAUCAUCUAUGAAGCUUGUGUUGCCAAACUUCUUAUCUUGUUAUGCAUAUGUUGGAUGUCAAUUACUACCUCCGUUCUAAAAUAUAAGCCUUUUUAGAAAGCUAAACUAGCUUUCUAAAAAGGAUUAUAUUUUGGGGCGGAUGUAAUGUUAUGAAGCUUGUUGCCAAACUUACUGUACUAGUAAUCUACCAUGUCUGUUUUAUCAGCAAAUGUGCUGUUGAGUUAUAAUGCAGUACCCCUUAUUAGUUUACUUUCUGCAGUGCCACUUGUAUUGAAGUCUCUACAGACAAGUGGAAUUUAUUUUCCUGAAAAUACGAUUGGGUCUCUUGUGUCCUUCAGUAGAUCAGUGCUUCUAGUUCAAGUGGCUCUGUUGGUAAUAGGUGUCUCAUCAGCUCAUGUAUUUGGUACUUAAUUGGUUGCUAUUACACAGAUUUAACACCUGUUUUUCGUUUGCUUGAAUUCUGUAAGAAUAUGGAUCAUGUUAUACUGGUUGAGGGAACAGUUUGAAUCUUAUCUUCCAUGCUGCUUCUUUUAAUGCCUGCUGUAGUCAAUCGCAGUGUGACCCAGUUCAUACGCCAGGCUUGCUAAAUCCAGCUAGUUAGAUAUCUCUGUUAUGAGCUGUGAGUAAAUAGUCUACCCUGUUCAGGAUGGAGGAAAACGUAAGGAAUGCUGUUCCAAAGGAAUUAAUGCCUUUCUGGCCAUUGGGAACGAAGGAAUCUCGUCCUACCAAUGCUAUGUGAAGUUUCGCUAGCCUGCGUUUCAUUGGUCAUGCUAAGUUAUAGGUUGAAAUUGGAAUGUUUGGCAGGUUGUCUAGAACAGAUAUUUUGGUGUUCCUUCAUCUGUAUUUUCAUCAUUGAGCUUAGAUAAAUUGGCACAAAAGUUUAUGUUUUCUCUAGCAUGAGACUGGAAACGUUAAUGUUAAAUUAUGCUUCAGUGGGUGCUGUAUUUUUCCUCCGUUAGUUCUAGCAUUGCCUGAUAGAUUGGUUAUGUCAAAGUUCUGCAUAUGAUGUUCUGUGACUUCACCAUGAUAUGCUUACUCUGGAUGCCAGCAAUCUAUCAACUUUGUUUCUUCAAACUCAAGUAAUCUAUGAUGUCAGUUUUAUCGGCAAAUAUGGUGUUGAGUUCUUAAUGCAGUAACCUUGUUAGUACUUUCUGCAGUGCAGAUUCUAUUGAAAUCUAGUGACAUGUGGUAUUUAUUUUCCUGAAAAUACGAUAGGCCCCCAGCUUAUCUAUUUUAAACUUCAUUGGCUGUUAUUACACAGAAGUAGGACAUGUUUUUUCAUUUCUUUAUUUCCAUAAGAAUCUAGAUCACAUUAUACUGGUGAUGUUGAGGGAACUCUUUGAAGCUUAAUUUGUCAUGCACCUUGUGAUCUAUGCUGUCUAGCAUAGUUAAUUUAAGGUUCCCGAUGCCAGAUAUGUUUUUGGUAGAGGUUUGUCUCGGUUCAUACAUGCAGCUAAAUUCAGUUAGUAAGAAUUGCAGAAUUGGUGCAAGUUCAGCCGCGAGGCCUGUCCAAUUUCACAUAAGGCAUGGCAUUCUGACGAAUUUUGAAGAGUAUACAGAUGGUUAUACCUGAUGGCCACUGGCUGAACUGAAGUGUUGAAUAUGAGCUGCAGGCCGAAUUGCCUGGGAUGUUGGAGUUGUUUGUUGUCUGAAUAAACUUGAAUUGAAUGUGACUACUUCAUUAAGUAACAAAUCUGCGGUACAAUUUCACGGUUUUUUUUGAUGUUGAAUACUUUCAGAGUAUGUGUUCCCGAACAGUCUCUUUCGUGUCUUUUAGAUGCUGAGUACGUUUUGAAGGUGUUCCUGAACACAAUCUCUCAUACCCGUGUUUAUUUUGACGUUUUCUCUCAAAUCUAGAAAACUUAGGUGAGGAGAAUACAAAGAUGAAGCUCUUUUAGGUUGAUAUUUGCCUGCUGCAUAUUCUUAUUUAGCAAAGUCAGGUUCAUGAUUACUGUGUAAUUUAGAUUUGUAAUGACCCAGUUCUGCACUUUUGUGGCUAUGUUUGCUAGUUGCUCCAACUUGCAAAAGAACCUGUAGAUGAGUGGGGUGUACCAUCAGAUGCUGUGCCUACACAUGCAAUGGAGCUCAGGCCUUACAUUGAAGAACCUAUACGAAGAAUUCUUCCAUCAUCCCAUGUUAAUUUGAAUCAUCGACCGAAAAUUCGGCAUGAUUUUGUGCUUUCAAAGCAGGAGUUUGUUGAUGCUUACUGGGAAACACUAGAGUACUGCUAUUUAACAGCUGGCUUGGCUGAACCAUUAAGUGCCUUUCCUGGCUGUUCUGUACCUGAGGUUUCUCAUCCUCGUUCAUGGAGUUCUCGUAGAUUGAUGACUACUGAACAACAGCUGGAGUUACAAAAGCGUAUUAUGAGUAUCAGUGAGGAAGGGAGAAUUCCUUUCAAAGAUUGUCUUGGAAUUGCAAGAGAGCUGAAUCUCUCUGUAGAACAGGUGCUCUGUGUUUCGUCCUCUCAGAAUAGACAGCCCAGAUUUCCUGCUACACAAAAGCAGCAGGGAGCUAGUUCUGGAUCGAUCAGUCAGAAAAGGAAAAGAUCCUCUGAUAAGGUUACCCUAAGGUUUAUUAAACAAAACGUUCAAGCUAGUGGAUCCACUGGAAAGAUAUCAGCCCAAUCUACCCAGGAUGACGAAGUACCACGGAGCACUUCUGCAUCAUCCACUGGUAGACAAUUCCAGUGGACAUAUGAGUCUAACAGAAAACUGCUGAUGAUAUACACUAGAUUUUGUGCGGCACGUGGACCCAAAUGUUAUUGGAACUCUGUCUCUGGUCUUCCAGCUGCACCACAUACAUGUCGUAAAAGGAUGGCAUACUUAAAUAAAAACAUAAAUGUAAGAAAAGCUGUAGUGAGAAUCUGUAGCCUUCUCAGAGAGGAAAGGAGGUCAAAAGUGAGCGAAGGCCAUUCACAUAUUUCAAAUUCUAGCCAUGGGAACUGUGAAGAUUCAGAUUCUGAGAUAGUCAAUUGGGAUUAUUUCGAAGAUCCAGAAAUAAAAAAUGCACUUGAUGAAGUCCUUGAAUUCAUUCGAGUAGAAAAGUUGAACCAGACAGGGGAAGUUGGGCCUAAUAAUGCAAAGAGUAAUAGUGAUAAUAAUGUCAAUGAGGAAAUUCCAAGUGGGCAGGAAGAGCUGGUUGUGCAAGGUGCAACAAGUACAAGCGCUGCAGUUCCAGAAGCUGGAUCACAUGAACAUGCUAUGUUGUCUAGACAUUCAAAUGCAACCCAUCCAAGUAAAAGCGUCGACGUACCAUGCAUAUCUCAUGAAAAGGUCAUUAAGGUCAACAGAGAUGGAUGCAAAUCAUUAGCAGUUGCAAAUGCGAUAUUGCUUCUGAAGUUGGUUUUUCUCAGCACAUCAUCAGGAUCAGAAGUACAAGCUUCAUUAACUGCAACCCUCCAGCUUUAUUCAGAGAGUGAAAUAGUCACUGCCUUUUCUUUUCUCAAUGAGAAGAAGUUCACGGUUAGUGGAAAUGGAACAAAGCCAUACACCCUUUCACGAAAAUUCUUCUUGAAGGCUUCUCAUUCACCCUUUCCAUUUGGUUCAGGAAAAAAAGCUUCUGAAUUUUCUAAAUGGCUUAUAAGGCAGCAAAAGAACAUUAUGGAUGGUAGAUUUUAUUUAUAUCCAGAUGUAGAAUGUGGGGAAAUUGUUUCUCUCUUUUCUCUGGUUUUGUCAGGAGAGUUAUCCGUUUCACCUUCCUUGCCAAGCGAAGGAGUUGGUGACGCUGAUGGGCCUAAUAUCUCCAGUUAUUUGGUUGAAGAUACCAGUGGACUGAAUGAUGGCACUCACAAACGAAAGGCUGAUAUGGUGGAACAGGAAAGCCGUACGGCUAAGAAACACAAGCCUUCUUAUCGUCGCGAGAAAGGUUUCCCUGGUAUCCAAGUUGCUCUGAAUCAAGAGAGAAUUCAAACAAGCGAUCUCACACAAGUGUUACAUGAUAAGGAGUGCCUUAUUUUUAGUUCAGCCAGGGAAAUGAGUAGAAAUGAUGGUCAUUCCCAGGUCGAAAGCCACAAUAUGUUACUGCAUUUGAAUAACUCCUGUUCAUGUCGGCGUAUGUUGUCUGAAUCUCAGUUGGAAAACUCUUAUAAUGGAUGGCCUUGGGAUGCUAUGAAAACAUAUGCUGACCAGUUACAACCAUCAUCUUGUAAUCAAAAUGAAUCAUGCAUAUUGUCUUCUGAUCUGUUCAGAAAUGCAUUUUGUAUUAUUCAUCGAGGUGGAGAAGGAGGAGUUAAUUUGACUGAAUUGUCACAGGAACUGCAUCCAUUAGGCACACGGUUAAUCAAUGUGAUUGUUCAUACCCUCAAGAGAUUUCAUCUGGCUAUGGAGGUCAAUGCGUAUGAUGGUUUCCGGAUCGUUGACUCAUUACAUAAGUCAAAGUAUUAUAUAAGCACACUUGCAGAAUACAGCCAUUGCAGCUGUCCAGGAGCUCCAGCUUCUCAAGUAGCGGAGACUGGCGGCACCGAAAAUGUACUGAAAGGGAACCAUUCCAUGUCUAGCAAGCAGGGGACUGUCAAAAUGCUUGGUGAUGGGCACACUGUCACAGUUCUUAGUGUUCAAAGCAAGCCAAACUCAUCUCAUAUGUGUAGCCAAAAUCUGGGAGAUAAGGAAACAAUGUCUACUCCAGAAGAUAUCAGGGAGAGUGAUUGCUGCCAUGCUUGUGAAAGGCAUAUUUAUCACCCUAUAUUACCAUGGAUAAAUGGCGAUGGCAGCAUGAAUAGCACUGUGUAUGAAGGUUUAACUCGUCGAAUUAUUGGCUAUGUGAUGCAGUUCCCAGGAAUAGUAGAGGAGGAUAUUAUCCAUCAGAUGGAAGUGUUGAAUCCUCAGACAUGCAGGACCUUGUUGGAAAAGCUGACACUUGAUAGACACCUCUAUGUUCGGGUGUGCGAAACACCUGUGCCUACGGGUCCCACCAUAUUGCAGAGUCUUUUCAGUCAGGGCACCCGUACAGAACCAACCAAGCGUAGAAGGCGUUACUUCGCUAACCCAUCAAGUACAUUCAUGUUGUAAGAGUAACCCAGUUUGGGCUCAAAGUUGUGUUAAAUGUUCCUUGUCUGUUUGUGUGAAAUGUACUGCCAACGUGUUCUUCCCCAUCUGUGGGCUGCACCGUGCAUUUUCCAUACGGUGUAAUGCUGGGCAGUUGCUCCGCUAUUGGUCAAUAUAUGAUUCUUUUUCUUA